AUGAACGAUGUCGGCCUGCCGCAGCACUACUUCGACAGCCUCUACGAGAAGGCGGUGUCCAGCGACCACGCCGAGGUGCUGGCGAAGCAGGAGGCGAAGGCCCUCGCCGGGGAGGUCCGCGGCGAGCCAGACGCGGAGCUGCGAGAGGUACGCGAGCACACGCUGCGCUUCAUCGCCGCGCUGGUAGACCACUGUCAGCUGCCCCCCGCCGGGCGCUUCCACGCCGUGCGGCUCCUCGACCUCUACCACUCGCGCGGCGGCGGCGGCGACCGGCCCAUCGCGACCCUGCCGGCGGCGUGCGCGGCCGCGGUAUCGCUCGUUGGCAAGGGCGAGGACGCCACCUUCGCCUCCUUCGGCCAGUCGUACCCCACGCUCGCGGCGGAGGCGAGCCGCUUCGCGCACUGGCUGCAGAGCCCUUCGGGGCCCUGUGCGGUGCGCGUGCUCGUGGAGGAGGUGGCCGGCGAGGACGUACUCAGCGAGGAGUGGAGGAUGCUGGAGCUGCUCGAGUGGCAGCUCAUGCCACCCUCCGUGUACACGUGGCUGACUGUCCUGUGCGAGAGGUUCCGCGUGCUGUCGGGGGACGCCUUCCGCGCGGACCGGGCGCUCGUGCGGGGCUUGCGCCGGGGGGGGACGGCCCUGUGGUUCUCCGACAAGUGGCGCGCGUCCUUUGCUUGGAAGGUGUCGCCACGGGAGCCCACGGUGCAGGAGGCGACGACUCCGGGAUCCCGCUCCGACGUCGACGCAGGCGGGCGGCCGAGCGGGGAGGAGAUGCAGAAUGCGGUGUCUCCGGAUUUCCGCGCUAAGGAGCAGAAGGGCGGCAGGAAUGCUCGUGGCCUGCAGCGCUGCUCGGAAUACGCGGCUGGAUGCGUGGAUUUCACAACUCAAUGGGAAGCUUUGCUAUUGUCAGGCUUGCAGGACGACGACAUCGCCCGGGCGACUGGUGAGCUGGGCCCGGUCAGGGGGGUCUUGCCAUCGCUGAUGGAUUACGCCAUGCCGGACCUGACUGGCAUUCACGGGAAAAAUCGGAGGUCGAUGAAGAAGGCGCACAAGCGCCGCCAGGAGGCCCUCAACACACCCUACUCGCAAAUGUCCAAGGCGGGCAGGAGGGAGUUCCGCAGGGCGUUCGUGACGAUCCAGAUCGAUGCUCUCAAAAGAGCAUGUUCCCCGAUCAUGUACCUCCUCGGCCAGAAGAAGCACGACCUCAACGAUUCCCUCUCCGCGGCCACAGAUCUGCUCAAUUGGAUGAACAGCAACCCGGUCGCUCGCGAGGCUGGCUUCACGAUCGCCGCCGAGCAGGAGGACAUGGCCAUCGGGGCAGUUCUGCACGACGAGGUCGACGCCAGGGCUGGCAGAAUGCAAGCGUUCCGGGAGGUCGGGGGCAAACCGGUUUCCCAGAAAGAGCAGCUUGCUUUGGUGGCAAUGUCCGAUUACACGGACAACUGGUUUGUGCAGGGCAACUACGCGUUGAAUGUAUAUUACGUGUGCAAGUCGAACACGUCGGAUGCCUGGAUCCGCCGGAGGACGCUAGAAGAGGAGGCGGCGGGGGUCAAGAGGCAGGGGUGGUACUGUUUUUGCGGUACCAAAUAUCGCCCCAAGAUGGGCCUUAUCAUGGAACUGGUGGACACGAAGCGCAAGAUGGCAAUCUACUUGAGGAUGCCACACCCGACUACCGACGUCCAAGACCUGAAAGCCAUGAUGCAAGAGCAAUUCCGGGUCAACGCUGCCAACAUGAACAUCACCAUCGCGAGCCCUCUUGAUCUCCUAAAAUACCUUCCUCGAGUGGAACCUUGCGGAGCGGGGACGAUCUUCUUGCCUGUCACGGAAGGGUGGCGCCCGGCCGAACAGGGCGGCGGCAAGCUGAGCGCGGCCACCGGUGAGCUCCAGGGUAUGUACCAGCUCAUUGGGGACCUCAGUUCACGACUCCAGUUCCCACAGCUCUCGCAGCCUAGUUUCAGUGCUGCCUCCCAGCUGAAGCGAGCCCUUUCCAAGAUAUUUGUGGCCAUGGGCCGACGCCUUAUGAUGAUGUGCCGUAAGACGGAGCUGUGCCGCUUCUACCAGAACGGCGUUUGCAAGCGUGGGUCGACGUGCGGCUUCGCGCACGGGGAGCAAGAGAUCCAGACGAAGCCAGAUUUGCAACGUACGAAGCGAUGUCCCACGUCGGCCAAUGGCCAGAUCUGCGAGGACCACCGCUGUUCCUUCGCCCACAGCGUCAAUGAGUUUCGCAAGUUCAAGCCGGAGUUGCACCCUGUGGAUCCAGAUGUAGUUGCCAGCAUGAAGAAAAGCCAGACCACCACGUGUUCCGACAGUGGCUUCAGUUGCCAGAGCUCUGACAGCGGCUUUUGCCUCCAGACUCCCGACAGCGGGUUCAGCCACAAGGUCUCCGAGUGCUCAGGAAGCGGGCAGCACCCAACGCUCACGCAGCACAAAAUGUUCCUCUGCUCGACUUUCCUCAUGGUCGGGAGCUGCAGGAAGGACGGCUGCACCUUCGCUCAUGGCGCCCACGAGCUGAACUCUCGCGAUGGCCACAAGGAGUCCGCCUGCAGUGAGGAAGGCCGCCGCCCCAAGCAGGCCCAGCCGACGUCAGGUCAGGGCGGCGCGCGGCUGACGGCCCGCCUGGAGAUCGAGCAGGUGCAAGCCGCGCCGCCACCGCCCUGGCAGCAGCCGCCAGCGUGGGCUUCAGAUAGCACCCCGGAGCACGAGCCAGGUUCUGGAGCCCUGCCUGGGUGGACGACUGCGGCCCUCUGCCGUGUGCCCGAGAGGCUGGGCGACGUCGUCUGGCGCCGCGCGCCCGAGAGGCCGCCACCGCCCCCGCUGGUGGAGGAGCAGCUGGGACCAAAGCACCAGUACACGAAGAUGUGGGAGGACCUCCAGGCGUGGGCGGAGCACCACAUGCUGCCCCUCGCGCCGCCCAGCGCCCUGGACGGGACGCUCGCGGAGUACCUGGAGUACCUGUAUUUCGAGGGCCACGGCGCAGGGAUGGGCACGAGGCUGAUCGCGGCCGUGGGGUUCUUCAACCCCGAGGUGUCGCGCCAUGCGUCCUGCCGGCUGCCACGAACGCGACUCGCCGCGCAGAGAUGGUUGCGCCUCUCGCACCUGCGCGCGCGGCUGCUGAUCCCCCUGGAGGAGGUGGCCGCGAUCGCGGUGACUAUGUGCGGGCGCGGGGAGCGGCGGGCGGUUGCGGGAACGCUUCUGGCCACGAUCUGCUACCUCCAACCCGGGGAGCUCGCGGGCCAUGCCUUCUGGGUGCUGCAGCUCCACCGCUUCGAGGAGGGAGAGCCCUCCAAGACGGGGCGGUUCGACGACUCGCUGGUCCCCGACACGAGGUACGCAGCGCUGUACACGUACAUCGGCUUGCUGAAACGGACGGUACCCGAGUCGGAGCCGCUGAUCGGCAUGGGACAGCUCGAGUACAGCAGGCUGUUCAGCGACGUCGUGCUGGAGCUGAAGCUCAACGUGCCGGGUUCACGACUCCAGUUCCCACAGCUCUCGCAGCCUAGUUUCAGUGCUGCCUCCCAGCUGAAGCGAGCCCUUUCCAAGAUAUUUGUGGCCAUGGGCCGACGCCUUAUGAUGAUGUGCCGUAAGACGGAGCUGUGCCGCUUCUACCAGAACGGCGUUUGCAAGCGUGGGUCGACGUGCGGCUUCGCGCACGGGGAGCAAGAGAUCCAGACGAAGCCAGAUUUGCAACGUACGAAGCGAUGUCCCACGUCGGCCAAUGGCCAGAUCUGCGAGGACCACCGCUGUUCCUUCGCCCACAGCGUCAAUGAGUUUCGCAAGUUCAAGCCGGAGUUGCACCCUGUGGAUCCAGAUGUAGUUGCCAGCAUGAAGAAAAGCCAGACCACCACGUGUUCCGACAGUGGCUUCAGUUGCCAGAGCUCUGACAGCGGCUUUUGCCUCCAGACUCCCGACAGCGGGUUCAGCCACAAGGUCUCCGAGUGCUCAGGAAGCGGGCAGCACCCAACGCUCACGCAGCACAAAAUGUUCCUCUGCUCGACUUUCCUCAUGGUCGGGAGCUGCAGGAAGGACGGCUGCACCUUCGCUCAUGGCGCCCACGAGCUGAACUCUCGCGAUGGCCACAAGGAGUCCGCCUGCAGUGAGGAAGGCCGCCGCCCCAAGCAGGCCCAGCCGACCAGCCGCCAGCGUGGGCUUCAGAUAGCACCCCGGAGCACGAGCCAGGCAGCUCCGCCCCCUCCGGCGACGGCUCGCGGGCGUCCCCGGCCGAGCUCGAGGCCCACCGGGGGCAGGCCGCCUCCCGCGGGCCCUGCGCGGGAGAGGAGUAUCCCCGUCUGAUCGUCCAGAAUACGUUCCUGACCGUCUUGGAGGGCCCACCCCCGAGGCUGCAGCGCCGGCGGAAUUCGGUCCCGUGAUGUGCGCCGUCACCUUUUGCACAAGUCGAAGAGUAAAAAACGGCGGGCCCGGCGCAGAUCCAAGAGAUCCGCGCGGAGCGCCAAAAGUUGAUGUUUCUUUGCGUGCUCGUGCACGCUCAUGUGUGAUAAGUGAGGGGCG
Molecule: messenger RNA, 4503 nt
Organism: Prorocentrum cordatum
Lineage: Eukaryota; Dinophyceae; Prorocentrales; Prorocentraceae
Source: the annotation of a GenBank genome assembly